AUGAUGUUCAGCCUGCUCGUCUUGACCUAUUCGAUCGCCGGCGCAGCUGAAAUACCUGGAUACGAAAAGCUGCUCGACGAACAGCGCAUCAUCAAAGAACUUGUCGAAAACCCGGAAAGCAAUUAUGACUGGAGGGUCAGACCGCGCGGCAGCUUACAGCCGCCACCUGACGAGGAAGAUCCAACUGGACCCGUGCUCGUCACCGUCAACAUGUAUCUCAGAAGCAUCUCAAAAGUCGACGACGUCAACAUGGAAUACUCGCUGCACUUUACUUUUAGAGAGGAAUGGGUGGACGAGCGCCUUUUCUUCGUGUCGGAUCGUCUUUCCCACAUCGUGCUUUCACCCGGCCAAAAGAUUUGGAUGCCGGACACGUUCUUUCAAAACGAAAAGGAGGGCAAGAAGCACGACAUCGACACGCCGAACGUUUUGAUACGUGUUUUCAACGGAACGGGUCGAAUCCUAUACAGCACGCGGUUGACGUUAACCCUUUCCUGCCCGAUGCGGUUGUCCAAUUACCCGCUAGAUGUGCAAGAGUGCAAGAUCGACUUUGCGUCCUACGCCUACACCACCGACGAUAUUGGUGUCUACAGUUGCCUGAGUACUAUCCUGGAGUUGAAGCGCGAGUUCUCCUACUAUCUGCUGCAGCUGUACAUCCCUUCCUUUAUGCUGGUGGCCGUUUCCUGGGUGUCUUUUUGGCUCGACAAGGACUCGGUGCCCGCGCGUGUAACCCUGGGGGUGACCACGCUGCUCACGAUGACCACUCAGGCGAGCGGCGUGAACGCAAAUCUGCCCCCAGUCAGCUACACGAAAGCCAUCGACAUUUGGAUCGGGGUUUGUUUGGCGUUCAUCUUCGGAGCGCUGCUCGAGUUCGCGCUGGUCAACUGGGCGGCGCGCAAGGAUCUGUGCCAGAAUCGAGGGCGGCGAUCGAGCAAUUUCUUUCAUCGAUUGACCGGCGCUGACUAUGAGCUACCCGCACACGUCGUCUGCUCCUCGGCACCCCAAAGUCUCCUGGUGGCACGACACGUGGCACCGGAAAUACCGCGAAAACAGCCGGCGCAUAGACCUCAUCUCCAGGGCACUAUUCCCCGUAUUUUUCAUCAUUUUCAACCUUUUGGUAUGGGCACCAAGCUGUCCGUCUCGCUUGAGGGGGCUCUUUCCCCGGAGACGGCACCGCGAACCGAUCGCCCGCCUACCUUCGAUCCGCAAGCUGGCUUUGAGCGCCCGCGAAAGGAACGCGUGAUGAAAGCCACUUGGGAAGAGAUGGAGCAGUUCCGGUUGAAGCCUGGACAGCGGGAUUAUUGUGCGCAUCACUUGAUUGACCUUAUGAAGUGUCAGACGAAAAACGCGCCGUUUGCCGGCCACGCUUGCGACGAUCAGCGCGGCGCGUGGGACAAAUGCGAAUACGAGGACCAUUUGAUGCGAAUCAAGGAGUAUGAGCGAGAACGG
Messenger RNA from Mesorhabditis spiculigera, 1446 nucleotides. The record is from the annotation of a GenBank genome assembly. Lineage: Eukaryota; Metazoa; Nematoda; Chromadorea; Rhabditida; Rhabditidae.